Messenger RNA from Spea bombifrons (plains spadefoot toad), 3367 nucleotides. RefSeq names its product leucine rich repeat transmembrane neuronal 4 (gene LRRTM4). Gene Ontology annotation, molecular function: protein binding. Bases 611 to 2386 code for a protein of 591 amino acids. NCBI's taxonomy places the organism in Eukaryota, Metazoa, Chordata, Amphibia, Anura, Pelobatidae. The record is from RefSeq and is a predicted model, not a curated record. The transcript is spliced from 3 exons.
ACAUAGCAGAGGAAACCUGAACAGCUCCAUGGAAAAACCCAAGCAGCACUUCUUCUGAACUUGGGGCUACCAGACAUCGCCGGUGUGGCCUUAUUGCUUCUGACGGCGUGAAGGAGGUGGUGGGGCUAAGGAUGGAUUGCUAAGGAUGGCAGACAGCGGUGACCAAGACGUGUUGGGUAUCGCACAGAAGUUCUAUACCUUCCUUACCGGGGCUGAAUUCUCCACCUCGCAUUGCACUCAAAAUCGAAGGAUUUUGCUUGUCUGAAGACCCCCCCCCGGCCAGAUUUGGCACAUAUAGAAAGGGGUCUUACCUCUCUCCCCUUCUCCUAAAUUCUAUUACCGUCUCAGGAUUGGGUUUUUUUUAUUCCACGAGGAACCAUCAAAAAUAAACUUUGCAAUACAUAGAGACAGACAUCUAUAUAUAUAUAUAUUUCUUCUUAUUCAUCAAAGGUUCGGAGAGGAAAAGCCCCCUCGUCUGCGUCCAGGAUGGUUUGACACUGAGACCUGUAUGAACCAUGAAGGAAUUGGUGCUUUGUAAUUGAGAGGAGGAACAAAAAAAAAUUAAAAACACGUAUAUUCUGGGGACCAAGGAAUUGCUGGGUGACAAAGAAUGGGUUUCCAACUGAUGAAUCAGCUAAAAGGCAUGAGUUUGAGAGUGGUCGUGCUGCCUGCGCUCAUCCUGGUGAUGGUUGUGGGGGCACAGAAAGCUUGUCCAAAGAAUUGCAGGUGUGACGGGAAAAUUGUGUACUGCGAGUCCCAUGCCUUCAGAGACAUCCCUCAAAAUAUUUCUGGUGGCUCCCAGGGACUAUCCUUACGUUACAACAGUAUCCAGAAACUGAAGUCAAACCAAUUUUCUGGCCUUAACCAGCUGGUCUGGCUAUACCUGGACCACAAUUACAUCAGUACAGUGGACGAGGAAGCUUUCCAGGGCAUACGACGAUUGAAGGAACUGAUCCUGAGCUCCAAUAAAAUUAACUACUUGGCUAAUGCCACCUUCCACCCUGUUCCCAACCUCAGAAGCUUGGAUUUAUCGUACAACAAGCUGCAGACACUGCAGUCGGAACAGUUCAAGGGUCUUCGCAAGCUCUUGAUUCUUCACUUGCGUUCCAACUCUCUGAAAACUGUGCCAGUCAGGGUUUUCCAGGACUGCCGCAAUUUGGAUUUUUUGGAUCUGGGAUACAAUCGGCUCAGGAGCUUGUCUCGAAAUGCCUUUGCCGGACUGCUCAAACUUACUGAGCUUCACCUGGAACACAACCAGUUCUCAAAGGUGAAUUUUGCUCACUUUCCCCGACUUUUUAACCUGCGCACUCUAUAUUUGCAAUGGAACAGGAUCCGUUCUCUCAGCCAGGGAUUGACUUGGACUUGGAGUGCCCUGCACAACCUUGACUUGUCAGGAAACGACAUACAGAACAUAGAGCCUGGGACCUUCCAGUGUCUCCCCAACCUACAAAAGCUCAACCUGGAUUCCAACAAGCUCACCAAUGUCACACAGGAAACCAUUAAUGCAUGGAUUUCCCUUACUUCCAUUACGCUCUCUGGAAAUAUGUGGGAAUGCAGCAAAACAAUAUGCCCUUUGGUCUUGUGGCUGAAGAACUUCAAAGGCAAUAAAGACAGCACAAUGAUCUGUGCUGGCCCAAAACACAUCCAAGGUGAGAAGGUUACUGAUGCGGUGGAAACCUACAACAUUUGCAACGAGACACCUAUGCUGGUGACCGAGAAAACUUACCAGACCACCAAAGCGCCACCAAAACCCCAAUUUGUACCCAAGCCUACAGUGUUCAAGAUGGAGAGUGUCCCACCUACCUUUUACUCUCCUAGCCCUUCUCCAGAACUGCAGACACCCAUGGCUGAACAGGAAUAUGAACAUGUUUCUUUCCACAAAAUAAUAGCUGGCAGUGUGGCCCUUUUCCUUUCUGUGGCCAUGAUUCUCUUGGUCAUCUACGUGUCAUGGAAACGUUAUCCGGCGAGCAUGAAGCAGCUACAGCAGAGUUCCAUGAUGAAGAGGAGACGGAAAAAGGCCAGAGAGUCUGAAAGACAAAUAAACUCCCCUUUACAGGAGUAUUAUGUGGACUAUAAACCUUCCAACACUGAGCCCAUGGAUGUAUUGGUUAAUGGAUCUGGACCCUGUACAUAUACCAUCUCUGGUUCCCGGGAAUGUGAGGUACCAAGGCACAUCAAGACUCUACCAUACUACUCUUUUGAUCAACCCAUGGUUGGGUAUUGCCAGACACACAAGUCACUCCUUGUAAAUAAGGGCUAUGAUGGCACAUCUCGAGAUCAUAGAGUGACCACUGACCUAGAGCUCAGCAGGGACCAGAGCUACAUUUCAACCAUAGCACGCUCAGCGGCACCUGCCAUAUACAUUGAAAGAAUACCAAACCAAUAAUAUUUGGAGUCUUGUUCAUGGGUUGUACACCUAACUGGAAGUGAAGAUGGACAUUUGCAGAUGGCAAUGCCAAGUAGAAGAUACAAGGUUUUGUGCUUGGAGAAACUCUCGACAUAAAAAAACAUACAAACAGAGGGGAUUUUCUUGGCUUUAAAUGAAUAUCUGAACCACAUUGAUGUACAAAUAAAUAAUAAUAAUAAUAAUGAUAAUACGAAAAAAUUCUACAUAAAGGAUUUUAAGCAGGAUUUGGACCCAUUCUGGUCAUAUAUGGAAAAGGAAAAAUUCUGCUUGUAUAUUUAAUUUCCAUUUUUUACACAUUGCAUGGUUCCAAUCCAGAAGAACCAAAGGGAAAGACUGGGGGUUUUGGGGUAGGGAAUGCUUCUUGUUUAUUGUUGAAUAACCCAGUGGGUAUCUUUGAACCGUGUUUCUUUCCUGUUUUUCCUGUUAAAAAGGGUUUGCUUUUUUAUCAUAUUGACAACUGCAUAUUAUGUCGUUGAGGAGGGACCAGCCUCAACCAGACUGAUAACUCGCUUUGUGGCGCCAAAGCUACAAUAAAAAUGAAGAGCAGAUGGUGGAGGAAAAAAAACUCGCUCUCUGUCCUUAUCACACAUUUAGAUAUUCAUUCCCAGAUGAAUUUAUUUGGAUUUUAUUGACGAUUUCAAAUCACAAGAGAUCAUAAAAUAUAGUUUUGUUUUUGUUUUUUUAUUUUGUUCAUUUUUUUUAAAAAAUUCUAUUAUGAUCAGUUUUAUCUUUUGUGUAGUUUUUAUCAAUAAAAAAGUACAGACAAAACAUGGUGUGCAAAAAGCAUUGCUGCAGAACCACUGCUCAGGUUGUCCUGCCAUGUGAAACACCAGAACUGCUAAUCCCUUUAUCUUGUUUAUAUCAUUAUCCCAAAAAUGAAGUGGCUGUAGCCCUUAAAGAGGAACAAAUGUUUAGUUUUUAUUUCUUCAGAAAUAAAUGGCCAUGUUAUUUUGUAUGUAA